UGGUCCUAAUUCCGUCCAUUCGGUUUACAGCAGACAGAGCAGCUACCCUGUCGUCAUGGUCCCUCCAGCAUCCCGUGUCGCCAUCGCCAUCCUGUGGCUGUCCCACGUAUUCCUAACGGCUCGUGGGCUGGUACACCACUAUAGUGACUUCCUGCCACCCCCUACCAGCUGGUACAACCUGUGGCUACCGAGGCCGACCGAUGAUCUUCUACUUCUGCACAUACAACAGCCCCCUGCACAGGGCCGCUACCAGCACAGCAGGGCUCUGUCCAGGCGCAGGCAUUUCGGCUACUCGAGGCAUAACGGCCCCGAUGCGUGGCCUCUAGAAUAUCCAAAAUGCAACGGUGAACGACAGUCACCUAUCAAUCUGGAGUCGGAUGAGAUGUAUCGACUAGUGGUGGCGGAUCGACUCCAAUGGCACGGGUACUGGGAUCGACCCCGGAAUCUCACCCUCACAAACAACGGACAUACAAUUCAAGUUUCGGGCAAUUGGGAAACAGCGCCGACUAUAUCAGGCGGACCCCUCGAGAGUGAAUACUCAUUUUCUCAACUGCAUUUCCACUGGGGCUCCAAUGACAAGAUAGGAAGCGAACACACAGUCGGCAAUGUCAGUUUUCCAAUGGAGAUGCACUUGGUUCAUUACAAGAAGGCGUACGGGAGCCAAGACGAAGCUGUUAAGUACGAGGACGGUCUGGCCGUGGUCUCCUUCCUCUUCCAGCUGAGUGAGUGGCCGAACCCUGGACUUAACGCCAUCAUCCCAUUCUUGGACGCGAUGGUGGGGGCCGAAUUGGAAGUGACCCUAGUGCGUCCGUUCCCUCUAGAAAUUCUAGACGUCUCGUUCCCCUCGGAGUACGUCACGUACCUGGGGUCCCUCACGACCCCGCCGUGCAGCGAGGUCGUCACUUGGAUCGUGUCUUCACGUCCGCUCACCUUAUCUCACGAACAGCUCGCCAAAUUCCGGUACCUGAGCUCAGCAGACGGUGAGCUGGAGAACAACUUCAGGCCUGUGCAGCCAACCAACGGGCGACCUGUGUUCUACGUGACCUGAGAUAAAGCGGCCAAAUGCUGCUUGGUGUUCUAAUUUAUUUGUACUCACACUUGGUAGUAACGAAGAGAAAAUAUAUUUUACGUGUAUUUACUUAGUCUUUGAAGCCCUUUUAGAUGACUGUUGUAUGUACAAGAUUCGAAACCUUUCGUACAAUGAGAUUUUACUUUCAAAUGAUUGAACGCUGCUUGUAAUAAUUACUGAAGCUCUGUGGUCAAUCAUUCGCUUGAAUGGGAUGAUAUUUGAUCUAUUUUCAAUAUGAUGUUGCAGUAAAGAUAAACACGGUCACAGAUUCGACUAAAAACCUUCAUUCUCACUGCGUCAAAUAUUUCAAUGUAACGUUUUAAGUGCCUACGUUUGACGGAUUUGGUUCCUAAAAACUUCAACUCAUUCAUAUUCUGCGAUGGAUUGUAAGAGCUUUGUCUCUUGUACUGUACAUAGUCAAAUCGAAAUAUUUGUAAGUUAUAAUCUAUGUUAAUAGAUACAAAAUGUUGUUAUGUU
Zootermopsis nevadensis is the source of this 1546-nucleotide messenger RNA. NCBI's taxonomy places the organism in Eukaryota, Metazoa, Arthropoda, Insecta, Blattodea, Termopsidae. The record is from RefSeq and is a predicted model, not a curated record.